AUGGCGUCCAAUGACCCCUCCAGGAAACACCUUUUCUUCCUUUUAGCAAUCUGCCCAUUCUUGGGUAUCGGCGCUAUCAUGGUGCUUGUGCUCAAAUGCGCUGCCGUUCACCCUCGCAAGGAGUUUAUGAGCCAGAAUCAAAAUCAGAACCAGAAUCAGAAUCGAACUGACAUCUAUACCGGGGUCUUUUACAAAACUGACAUCUCGGUGCCCACCUUUCCAGUUCAUCUCGACGACGGAGCUACAGGGCCUACGAUCGCAACUGGUGCUCUCAGCUUGGUUCUUUCGCUAGCCGCCGGGUUGUUUGCAUCGGUAUCUGUUUACAAGGGGCCCCUCUGGAUAUCCCCUCGCACUCGCCUUUUCGUCCUAUUUACCUUACUGGCUUACUACCUCCUCAUUGCCGCAACCAUCAUACAUACCUUCCUUAUCCACCACCUAUCCGCCCACUUUGAUCCCAGCCAUUCCAUUAAUCCAUACGACCGGGGGACUUUCGACCCAGAAACAUGGACCUGCGAGACAUACACCUACCAGUACGCCAUGGGCCAAGAUAUCAACUUCCUCCACCGUCAAUGCACCUUCGAGAUGGCUAGCAGGUGGACAUCGCUCAGCUUGCUCUUGGUCUCCAUACCGUUUGGGGCAACGGUAGUGUGGGCGAUGGUCGCCGAAAGCGCAAUUCUGAGGGCAGAAGCUAUUGCCAAAACAGAGGCUAUCGCUAAAGCCAGACGCAAGGCAAGCUGGCCUGUGGAUGCGGUUUCUCCCCGGUUUGAUACUAAAUCUGUGUUUGAUGUUCGAUCGGGGUAUGACUGUCCUUCAAUGUAUUCUCGAUGA
Messenger RNA from Uncinocarpus reesii 1704, 828 nucleotides. RefSeq lists its product as uncharacterized. Bases 1 to 828 code for a protein of 275 amino acids. The record is from RefSeq and is a predicted model, not a curated record. The transcript has 2 exons. Lineage: Eukaryota; Fungi; Ascomycota; Eurotiomycetes; Onygenales; Onygenaceae.